This is a messenger RNA of Harpegnathos saltator (Jerdon's jumping ant), 1715 nucleotides long. RefSeq names its product 4-hydroxyphenylpyruvate dioxygenase (gene Hpd). Bases 206 to 1348 code for a protein of 380 amino acids. Gene Ontology annotation, biological process: L-tyrosine catabolic process. The record is from RefSeq and is a predicted model, not a curated record. Gene Ontology annotation, cellular component: endoplasmic reticulum membrane; Golgi membrane. Lineage: Eukaryota; Metazoa; Arthropoda; Insecta; Hymenoptera; Formicidae. Gene Ontology annotation, molecular function: 4-hydroxyphenylpyruvate dioxygenase activity. The transcript has 12 exons.
GGGGGCCUCGGAGGUAGAGAACGCACGCCUCCGGAGCGUGGACCAAUGGCUCCGAGAGAACGGCGAGCCCACCGUCCAUCCGGGGUAUUUAAAGCGCGCCACUGUGUGCGGUUCGCGAUAAGGUACACUCGCGCGUUCGGGGAAUCGUCGCCGAAGGUUUCCAGAAGUUUUUCCCUCUCGGAUCUCUCCCGGAGAAGUCGUCACGAUGACCACCUACACCGACAAAGGGCCGAAGCCUGUCGGAGGGAAGUUCCUCAGCUUCGACCACGUGAAAUUCUGGGUCGGAAAUGCAAAGCAGGCCGCCAGUUUUUACCGAUGCCGCAUGGCCUUCGAACCUUUGGGAUAUCGUGGUUUAGAAACUGGUUCCAGACGAACAGCCGCGCAUGUUGUGAAGCAGAACAAAAUCAUAUUUGUAUUCGAGUCACCCUACGAGCCUGACGAUGAAGAGAUGUCGAGGCAUCUCACCAAACACGGGGACGGAGUGCGAGAUGUGGCGUUCAGCGUCGAAGACAUCGACACCAUUGUGAAGGUCGCCAAGCAAAAGGGUGCCAAGAUAAUGCGCGAAAUUUGGGAAGAGAGCGACGAGUACGGCAUCGUGAGGAUGGCUACUUUGAAAACCUAUGGUGACACGCUACACACGCUCAUUGACCGAACAAAGUACAAGGGCUUCUUCUUGCCGGGCUUCAUAAAGGCAUCGGAAGACUGUCUUCUCAAACAAUUACCGCGAGCGAACCUGAAUUUCGUGGACCAUGUGGUGGGCAAUCAGCCCGACAAGCAGAUGGAACCUGUCGCUAAAUGGUACGAGGAGUGUUUGCAAUUCCACCGAUUUUGGUCGGUGGACGACACGCAGCUGCACACGCAGUACUCGGCACUACGGUCCAUCGUAAUGACGAAUUGGGAGGAGACGGUGAAGAUGCCGAUCAACGAGCCCGCGGCGGCCAAGAAGCGCUCGCAGAUCCAGGAGUACGUCGAGUACUACGGCGGUGCUGGCGUGCAACACAUCGCCCUCAACACCAGCGAUAUUAUUACGGCGAUAACGCAUCUACGCGCGCGGGGGAUGGAGUUUCUCGAGGUGCCUGACAGUUACUACGAUAUGCUGAAGAACCGCCUGAAAGCCAGCGGCACGAAGAUCGUGGAGGACUUGGAUAUACUGCAGAAACUGAAGAUACUGAUAGAUUACGACGAGAACGGCUAUCUCCUGCAAAUAUUUACGAAGAAUAUGCAGGAUCGGCCGACGUUGUUCCUCGAAGUCAUACAGAGGCGCAAUCACAACGGCUUCGGUGCCGGCAACUUCCAGGCGCUGUUCGAAGCGAUCGAAUUGGAACAGGCGAAACGCGGAAACUUGUAAAAUAUAUAUCGACACAUUUAUCAGACUAACAGAGCAUGAUCCAUCGGCGUAAAGUCAGUUCUACACGACGCAGCGCGACGGUAACAAACGUACGCCACUGUUGGUCAAUGUAACACAUUAGCCGCUUCGUGGUGUGUGUAUGUAAAUUUUUUAUCUCGACAAGUGAAUUUUUGUAUCAGCUGAACAUUGGCCGGGCUUCCGUCGUAUUUCGUGCCGGAGCCAGCCUCAAGCUGGAUGCGCUCGUGGAACGUAUAAUAAACACGUCACUACCAAUUAAUUCCGUAUUCUUGUAUUUAAUGGCCAACAGUCGUAUUACAAAAAUACACAGCAUUAAUGUAAAAUAUGUUACAAUACAUUUUGAAGCGUA